CUGUCAGAAAGGUUGCUCAUUUAGCCAAACAGUACUUCAUACAAACAAACUGACGACUGAGAACUCCUGUCCUGGGUCUCUUCUGGUUUGGCAGGUUCCUCUACAAUCAUGAUGCGACUGUUGGUUGUUGCCAUUAUUGCGGGAUUACUUUUUGAAAACACAUACGGGGUGGACAGUGCGGCCAGCUCUGAAAAACAAAAAGAUAAAAAUGAACUAGAAAAUUCAAGAGGCUCCAGUUCUAAGAAACCAAAAGAUAACAAGGGAAGCAAAGAGCAGGACUCCAGUGAAUCUAGUUCAAAGGAAGAAAAGAACGAAAGGAAAAAGCAGGACUCCAGUGAAUCUAGUUCAAAGGAAGAAGAGGAUGGAAAUAGAAAGCCCUGCUUCUAUCCCAUCAACAUUCGAUGCUGGACAGAAUGGUUCGAUAGAGACGACCCUUCUGCAUCUGGAGACUGGGAAACUCUUUGCAGGCUCCGCAAAGAGAACCCUGGAAAGAUCUGCCCUAGACCAGCAGCUAUCGAAGCCAAGACUCUAUCUGGGCUCACUGUGGCUGCAGCAGGGGACGUGAUUUACAAAAAUGACAUAACUUCAGGAUUCAUCUGCAGAAACAAAGACCAGAUCAAGAAAAAGAAGUGCAACGAUUAUCGUGUUCGCUUCAGCUGCUAUCCCCCGUUUUGUGACAGAGGAGUGUGUUGGACCAGCUGGUUUAAUCGCGAUAAUCCUGGUGCAACAGGAGACUGGGAGGUUUUAAGUGAACUGAAGAAACAAUACAAAAUUUGUGACAACCCUCUGUAUGUGGACGCUGUUACCACUGACACGAUGACCCCAGCCAUCUACACAGGGGAGACCUUUUACAUGUACAAUCCAACUGACGGAUUUGUUUGCCGCAAUAAGGACCAGACUACUGGCAAGUGCAGAGACUACAAAAUUCGCUUUGGAUGCCCAUGUAACAACUGAGCCCCAAUCGAGUCCACCACGCUUAGAAUUGUGGGGAGAGAAGAAGUUCCUCUUCAUAUCACUUUAAUUUUCCUCUGCUAUUUCUUUUGUUUAAUAAUUCAUUUUUUACUGGGCGUAAUAUCGGGAAGAAUUUGUAAUGGGCCCCCUUCGCAGACAUCUUCACUUAGCGGCGUUGCAAAAGCACAGGUGUUGCUAAAUGAAAGAUGAUCUUGUUUCAAGCGACCAUGGUGAUGUGAACGACACAAAAGCAGCUAAAAAUGAAGAUUUAGUAUUAAAUAUGUACGUAAAUGUUUUCAGUGGUACAGGAGGAAGUUUUUCUGCUUUAACUUUCUUUUCUUUUCAGUGAUUAUGAAAGCAUGACAUUGUUUGACUAAUGAACCAAACGACUAAAACGAAUAAAACCACUAAUGAACAGCAA
Neolamprologus brichardi is the source of this 1372-nucleotide messenger RNA. NCBI's taxonomy places the organism in Eukaryota, Metazoa, Chordata, Actinopteri, Cichliformes, Cichlidae. The record is from RefSeq and is a predicted model, not a curated record.